Plasmopara halstedii is the source of this 1632-nucleotide messenger RNA. RefSeq lists its product as uncharacterized. Bases 1 to 1632 code for a protein of 543 amino acids. The record is from RefSeq and is a predicted model, not a curated record. The transcript has a single exon. NCBI's taxonomy places the organism in Eukaryota, Oomycota, Peronosporomycetes, Peronosporales, Peronosporaceae.
AUGGGUAUCGUCGACCGCCGCGUGUCGCCAAGAGUUUCUCAAGAUGCUUACGACGCCGAUCGUAUCACGCACAGCUAUAUUACGAAUGUCUCUAGGCCCUUGCGAUCUCAAGAAGCUAGAGGCUAUCAGUAUUCCCCAGCGCCUUCCUUCCCUAAUUUAGCCUUUCCGCAGGAUGCAGGAAGUAUGGUGAGGCAUCAAAUUUUGCCCAGGCCGACUAACGAUCGAGCUGCAGCGGCCGACGACCUUUUGUCGUUGAUUCAGGCUGUAAAAUCAGGUCGUAAGCCGCAGUACGAGCAAAUUCGACGUGGUGACUGGACGUUGAGCCAACUGACAUCUGCGGACAACCGCCAUACGCACAAACACGAAGUUAGUAACACGUUUGAAGGCCAGACCACUCCAGCGAUGUCCGAGUGGUAUCAUAAAGGUGGGAGGACAAGGCCAGAACCUUCAACGAGUCCUAAAAAGAGGAAAGUGGGGAGGCCUGCAAAAAAAGCAGUGUUUGAAGGCGAAUACUCUACGAAAAAGAAACGAGGCAAGAAACCUACGUAUAUUGUGCGCAAAGAGACAAAAGCGCUGCUUGAAAUGGAGGUAGAGAAACUGAAGCUUCAAGUUGCGCAGCUUAGGAAAGCUAGUGGGAUUCCAGACGCUUUUUUUGCUGAAAAGGAACAGCUGCGAUUGAAAAUGCACGAUAAUGAUAAGCUUCGAGCUGAGUUAAGGAAGCAAGAUUUGCUGCUGAGAAAUGCACACUCCGUGAUAGCAGUCGAAUAUUUGAUGAAGUGUUCUAAUUGUCCAAUCGAGACGUUCAUCCAUCUGACGACUAACUUAGAUCAGCGACGAGCACUUCUUGAGGGACUGAAAGAAAUAAAGUUACAACAAGCGAACGAAUUUAUCAAUAACAGGUCUGGUUUCUUACCACAAGUAACACAGUGGUGUCAGGAAAGCAAGUUUGAAGUGUCAGAUGGAAAUUACUGUGCAGAAAAGAUGGAUAAUACGCCAUUUUAUGGGGUGCGCUCUGUGCGACAGGUUUUCGAGGCGCUGCAGGUAUAUUUUCAAAAUACAGAGAUCAGUCUUUUUAAGAUGUUUGGCGACAUUCCAAGGAAUGAAGAUCACGAUAGUUUGGCCAAGAAUUCAUUUUCGAAUCAUCGAUUAGUUUGCACCUUGGCUCAUGGCGUCAAAGCUGACAAGAACAUUGUCAAGUUUUUCAAGUUUGUGGAUGCGAAAGUAGAAGCUGAUCUUGAAAGACAAAGUUCAUAUGGUCUAGUUGCUAUCGACUCUGUUGACAUUGACGAUUUGUAUCCGUACAUCCCGCAAGAACGUGUUCGAAUUGACAUUAGUGCAGCAAUGAAGUUUACAGAACACUUUCGCAAAAGACCGUCGAAUCGCAUACGAAAGACACCGAAAACUCUGCAUCCGUUGUAUGGGAAAGGUUUUCCGUACAAUCAAGAUCUAGAAGAUAGUGAUGACGAUGAAAAUGAGCGCGUGGUGGUCCUCACGCGCUUUGUUCGCGUCAAGUUACAUCACACCAAAAUGGACAUUCCAUCGCAUAUUCUUCAAGAGGUUCGCCAAGGACUCUGUAGUUUCUUAGAUUCGAUGAUCCAAAGCAUGCAUCGUAUCAUUUACGAGACUCAAUAG